UGAAAUCGCUAGUUCAUUUUAAAAAAUAACAUGACUGUAGACGAACAUAAUCAAUAGUCAUAUAUAUAUGUGUGUGUGUGAGUGUAUGUGUGUCAUGCAAGAACAGGGACAGAAAGAAUUAAAUUGUGCUGCGUUGAUUUUAACUUGGAACAAAAAAAUAAUGUCGACCUUGGGUUUAUGGCCGAGCUCACGUAACAAUAUAAAAUUUUCAAUUAAUUUCGGAUACUUCAGUUUUUUAAUGAUAUUGGAAUAUAUGGAUCUCGUUGUCUUCAUAAACGACCUUGAACACGUUAUAAUGAAUUUAACGGAAAACAUGGCGUUCUCGCAGAUAUUCGUUAGAAUGAUAAUGUUAUGGAUUUACAACGACGAGAUCGGUGACGUAAUCAAUGAAACGAUCAAAGAUUUCGAUCAUCGUAGAUACAAAACGAUCGAGGAAAGACAAUUGUUUAUAACUUACAACGCUAAAUCUAAACUCUUCGUUAAACUUUUGAUUACGUUCGUAGCAUUAACAGCCUCUUCGUAUUAUCUGACACCAAUUUUGGUCUCCAUGGGAAAUGGUUUACCACAAAUAGAAGUUGGAAAUGUCAGCGAAACGUUGUAUUUAUUGCCAUAUAGAUUUUAUACGUUUCGUCCAUUGCAAGAUUUACGUUCAUACACGAUAAUCUACGUUCUCGAAUUGCCGUUCGUUUUUAUCAGUGGCUUUGGACAAAGCGCAGCCGAUUGUAUUAUGGUAACAUUGGUAUUUCAUAUUUGCGGACAAAUGUCGGUACUGGCAUUACGCAUAAACAAUAUCGACGUUGAUCCAAAAGUAAAUCGUAAGGAAAUACAAAAGGUCGUUGAAUCCCACACGCGAUUACUACGGAUGGGCAAGGUCGUUGCAAAUGCAUUUAGCGUGACACUAUUGGCUCAUCUUUUUGGAGCAACCUCACUUGUUUGCAUUCUCGGCUAUCAGAUCUUAACGAAUUAUUCCAAUGGUGAAAAAGCAGUGCUGAUUAGCUUUUUGGUAUUUCAAUUCUUGGUACUAUUAAUUCUCUAUGCACAUUGCACAGUCGGAGAAUGUCUUCUAUCCGAGAGUACAAAAGUUUGCGAUGCAUUUUAUGCCUGUCAAUGGUACGAUAUGCCGAUCAAUAAUGCAAGAUCAAUUAUACUAUGCAUCGCGAGAUCGCAAAAACCUAUGUGCCUUACAGCUGGAAAAUUUAGCACCUUUUGUCUUAGCACUUUGACCGACGUAUUGAGAACUUCUAUGGGAUAUCUAUCAGUGUUGCGAUCAUUUUUAUAA
Vespa crabro (European hornet) is the source of this 1279-nucleotide messenger RNA. RefSeq names its product odorant receptor 13a-like. Lineage: Eukaryota; Metazoa; Arthropoda; Insecta; Hymenoptera; Vespidae. The record is from RefSeq and is a predicted model, not a curated record. The coding region runs from base 68 to 1279 and encodes 403 amino acids. The transcript is spliced from 7 exons. Gene Ontology annotation, cellular component: plasma membrane. Gene Ontology annotation, biological process: detection of chemical stimulus involved in sensory perception of smell; sensory perception of smell. Gene Ontology annotation, molecular function: odorant binding; olfactory receptor activity.